This is a messenger RNA of Saccharomycopsis crataegensis, 1503 nucleotides long. It is a transcript of the gene UGO1, whose product is annotated as mitofusin complex protein UGO1. Gene Ontology annotation, cellular component: mitochondrial inner membrane. Gene Ontology annotation, biological process: mitochondrial coenzyme A transmembrane transport; mitochondrial fusion. Bases 1 to 1503 code for a protein of 500 amino acids. Gene Ontology annotation, molecular function: coenzyme A transmembrane transporter activity. The transcript has a single exon. Lineage: Eukaryota; Fungi; Ascomycota; Saccharomycetes; Ascoideales; Saccharomycopsidaceae. The record is from RefSeq and is a predicted model, not a curated record.
AUGUCAAAUAACGAACUCAGACCGUAUUACGAUCCGAGCCUGUUUGAUGCUGGAUACUCUGUAACGUAUCGCCCGGGACUUGGUGUGUUGUAUCCCGAUGGCAAAUCUAUAGUCGAUACCAUUUUCAACAAUGAUAGCCUGAAAUCUGCUAGUGAGUUACUAAAAUUCAAGAAUGGAACUAGCAGAACCCUAAUUCGAGCUGCUCGUGGUUCAGCAGCCCGCCACCUGGCUGGUGGCAAUAUGGGUCAGUCAUUUUGGCACAGUGUAAACAGCUCACUGGAGAUCUUGACCCAUUUCUUAAAGAAGUUGGCGAGAAAUUACUUCAAAGUGAUUUUGAACCAACCAUUCGAUAUUGUGAGAGUGUUGCUUCAAAUAGGGGUUUUCGAUGUACUGAGCUUGAGUAAUAUUGGAAGCGGCAAACUUGAAGGUAAAAGUGUCAAAGAAAAAAAGUCAAAGAAAAAAAGAUCAGAGUAUGAUGAGCAAGGGGACAGUGCAGAUUACUUCUUUAGUAAUAACUCUACUUACAAAUCUAAAUCAAUUGGACUAAAUGAUGAAGAAGGUGAAGAUGUCGAGGAUGAUGUGGAAGAAUAUGAAGUGCCGGUUGUUGACGUCAAGCACAUCCAACCUUUGUCUUUGCAUACCAUUGACGUUAUGUCUUCAAUUUUAUCUAAGGAAGGAACUACCAGUUUAUGGAAGGCUACCAAUGUAUCAUACAUUUAUCAAGCAUUAUCAGCUACCCUUGAAUCAUGGUUGACAGGAUUUUUUGCGCCAUUUUUAGAAAUCCCUGAUCCAUUCUAUAUUGACAUCAAUUAUUCGCCCGAUCCAUUUAAGUCAUUUGUAUUGAUUCUUGUUGCUUCGAUAACCACAGGAAUAAUAUUGGCUCCGUUGGAUUUGAUACGUACCAAGUUGAUUAUUACUAAUAUUCCUGCGACUGCCCAAGAGCGUUACGAGGCUGAAUCGAGAUGGCCUGGCUUGAAAAGAAGUCUUAGGGAUAAUAUCAAGAUGCUUAAGUUCUACUUUUGUCCUAUCCAGCUACUUUUCCCAACGAUCUUGAAUUCAACUGCCAACAAAUUUAUAAAGAACUUUGUACCAUAUUUGAUGGUCACUAGACAUGAGAUUGGCAGCGGUGGUGUAUCUAUCCAUCCAAUAUAUGAUCUGAGUUUGCGAUUCCUUAGUGAAUUCAUUGAUUUGAUUGUGAAAUUGCCUGUGGAAACCUUGUUGAGAAGAGCUCAAACCAGCUAUUUGGUUUCUAAGAGCACCAAUGAUAAAUUCCGGGAUUCUAAUGGUUUAGAAAUCAACGAAUCAGAUAUGAUUGUGAAAUUCGUAGGCUAUAAAGGGUACUGGAGCAGUUUGGUUAGCUCGGUAUACACUGAUUCUAAGAAUGAUAAUUCCGGAUUAGAAUCAUUAUUUAGAGGCUGGAAGAUUGGUGCACUUAAUAUCUUCGCCAGAUGGGGGUUUAAAGUGAUCAAUAGUGAUUCCAAAUUUGUUGAAGAAAAGUUCUGA